Messenger RNA from Drosophila eugracilis, 540 nucleotides. RefSeq lists its product as uncharacterized. Bases 1 to 540 code for a protein of 179 amino acids. The transcript is spliced from 2 exons. The record is from RefSeq and is a predicted model, not a curated record. NCBI's taxonomy places the organism in Eukaryota, Metazoa, Arthropoda, Insecta, Diptera, Drosophilidae.
AUGAAGUUUCUGUCCAUUACCAACCUGAUUUUGACUGUGGGCCUGUUUUCCAGCCUAGAAGGAUCGCAUUUUCGGUUUACAAACUUUCAUUGCAAUAGUCUGGAUCCAGAUUUUGUGGAGGUCAAAGAGUGCUUCCUGAAAAUGGUGCGCCGAAAUGUCGUGGGCAUGAAUUUUCAUCUGGCAAUUAAACACAAUCAACCAAUCAACAAAAUUAAGUUCAACCUGAGCAUUUUUCGAAAGUCAAAUGUUUACAGAUUGUUUUUGAUAAAUCACACAAUUGACUUUUGCUAUUAUAUGCGUACACCACAGCAAUAUCCGAUUUUCUAUAUGUUCCAUGAAUCCUUAAUGGCUGCCACCAAUGCUAAUCACACGUGCCCAUAUUCCGAGAAGGAUAUUUAUGUGAAGAAAAUGAUAUUCAAUGAGCAGACAGUUAAGGACCUUCUUUCUUUCUUACCUGAAGGCGAAUACAAGCUGGUAGUAUCUGUUAGUGCUUUUGGAGUCUGGCGAUUACAGGUCAACGUCUACGGCGUGCGUGAUUAA